This is a messenger RNA of Medicago truncatula (barrel medic), 2120 nucleotides long. RefSeq lists its product as uncharacterized. The coding region runs from base 959 to 1303 and encodes 114 amino acids. The transcript has 5 exons. NCBI's taxonomy places the organism in Eukaryota, Viridiplantae, Streptophyta, Magnoliopsida, Fabales, Fabaceae. The record is from RefSeq and is a predicted model, not a curated record.
GCAAAAGGAAGUGAUUGCGUGUGGAAAUAAACAUCCACGUUUCUUCCCAAUCCCAUUUUCCACUAUGUCCCAUAUUGUUAGGAAAUAAGCUAGUGGGAGAAUUAUUAGUAACCAGUUCCUAUUCCUUUUCACACACACCCCUUUCUAUACUUUGAAGAACAAAAACAAAAUACAUAGUGAGAAAGAGAAAGAGAACGGGAAAGGGAGUCUGAAGGAGGAAAGGAAGAACAAUGAAAGAAGAGCCAAGAGAGAGCAAAGACAAUCUUGACAAAAUUAUCAUCACCAAGUCAAAAUGUAAGUCAAGAAAGAUGCCACUCUUUUACUGAUGAGGUACUGUUGCAAGUUACAUUCUAGUCUUGAAGCAGUUUCGGUGGGGUUUCGUGAAGAAAAAAAACCCUUAUUGGCAGGGCAAGAAACUAAUUGCUGACCUUGGGAAAAUGAUGAGUGUACUAGUUAUUAUAGAAGGAUCAAUGAACAGUUCAAACCCUUAUUUUUCAAGCUCUUGGAGGCGCAAUUUUACUGUACGUGUAGCACAACAGUUUAAUCUUGUUUUCUCUCAACAUUAUUUGGUUCCUUAUGUUAAGGUAUCAUUUUUUCUUUCUGGCAAGGAGACUUCAUUCUUGAUAUAGGUGUACAUUUCAUUGCAGGGUUAUAAGAAUGGUAAUAUUAAAGUUUUUACUGUAUAAUUCACACACUACUUUUAUUCAUUAACUCCCAUUGUAUUUUGUUGCGCAACUUAUGGUGCUGAUAAACGCUGAUUAUCAUUGGUCUAAUCAACUGGGACUCUUUGGCAUCUGAAUAUUAAAUUAUGAAUGAUUCACUCUUUACGAAAACUUACAAAUACACACACGUGCUACGCAUCCCAAACAGUAGAUAUUCUCAUAACUCAAUCAUUUGUUCUUGCAAGUCUUUACUCAUGGAAUUGAACACUUUAUAGAUCUUGUGGCGAGUCAUUGGCAUGAAUGGAACCCUUCAGAUUGAGCGUCGAUUCCAAGGACAACAUGGUUACCUGAUUUCAUUAUAUGAUGCUCAUGGAGAAUGCAAAAGUUCCUUUUUCCCAUUCAGUGGAGUAACUGAAGAGUUAAAAGCUUUUUUCAAUGAUGUUUCUGAAAACACCCUCAAGAAGGAUAGUCAGCCUGAGCAUUGCCUCUCUUUUGUCGAGGGUGCGAGAGAUGUUGCUCUUUUAGAGGCAAUGCUUGAGUCUGGAUCAAAGCAGGGCGAGCUUGUUCAUGUGAAAAAGUUUCGAGAUAUUUACCAAGUGAAGAUGACUAAGUCCGUGGAUCAAGCAGGGAGAUCAAUGUGAUUGGGCGAAGUUAUAGGAUUUGUAUACAUUUAUCGAAAUAAUGCAAUGUAAUGUAAGUUGAAUUAUUAUAUUGUCACAUGCCUCUGUUGAUACAGGGACAAAGUAGGUGCUCUCAUAUUUUCUUUUACUGCACGACAAAUCUUGCGUGUUUGUGCCCAAAAGUUUUGCGCACGCACGCGUCACAUGAGUGGAUAUUCACUGUAUAUUUUUAAAUGGAAUACUCAAUUCAGCAGAACAUAACCAUAUUUAUAUUGUACUCACUCACAUGCUCUUUAUACUCUUGAGGAUUGUUCUACCUUUCUUAUCUUUGCUUAAAGGUUGUUUGUGAUUGUAUAGAUACAUUAUGGCUGAACAGAGAAAUAUAUCAUCUAUACUGUUGUAAUAUUUUUUAUUUUUGGCUUAUUGUAGAUAAUCUAACUUCGGACAAUCUCGCCGAAGUGAAGCCUAAGAAACACACAGAAGCCUAUGGGCCUAUGUCCAAGUGGCUCAAAGCCUGAAGUGCAACAGGAGAAACCACACAUUUUAGAAAAUAAGCGUAAGGUCUCAUGGACAAGUGGCUCCAGAUUUGAAGUCUUUGGUGCAACAGGAGCCUUGUCUUGGAGCAAAAAGAUCAAGUAGAAAACAAAAUGGAAGGCUGAUAAUAUGGUUGGAUGAAUAAGAACAAUGCAGUGGAAUAUUUUAUAGAGUACAUGUUACAUGGAUGAAAACUUGUAAUCAUUUUGGUAUUUCAUUCAAAUUGUGUUGCAUAGUUCUAAUUGUGUUGCAUAAUUCAUUUUCGUUAUGCAAUAAUAAGAAUAGUGAAGGGGGGAAAUUUUAG